CAGAGGAAAUAUUUAAUUUCACAUUGCAAAGUUUGCAUGUCAAUAACAUUAUUCAAAAAUGACAAGAUGGCUGUGACAAUACCGCUUUCUGUUUAGUAGAUUGGAUUUUUAAAUACGUGAUGGUAUCAAUUUUAUUAAUAUAAAUAUAUACGUUGAGUAAUAAAUAAGUAGAUUGCAUGAUCUUUAUUGAUAAUUAAUUCAUCGUAAUCAAUGCAAUAAUAAAACGAGUGAAUAAAGAGCAAAAUAUGGCAAGACAAUCGUACAGUAUUGUUGAGUAUUAUGGUGAACAGGAUGGAUAUAAAUGUGGUUAUUGUAAAAGCCCAAACACAAAUUUCAGUCAUGGUAUGGGCACACAUGGAUUGACUGUUCAAGAUUACCAAGCUCUAAUAGAUAGAGGUUGGAGAAGGUGUGGUUCUUAUUGUUACAAAUCUACUAUGGAUCAAACAUGUUGCCCAAUGUAUACAAUUAAAUGUGAAGCAUUACAAUUUAAAAUUUCUAAAUCACAAAAAAAGGUUUUGAAAAGAAUGGCAAAGUUUUUAAGAAAUGAAUUACAUAAAGAUGAUACUAUGGAUACGUACGAUGGAGAUCUUCGUGAUAACAUUGAUAUUGAAGAAAUUCCUAAUCACAGUGAGCACUUUUUAAAAGUUGACAAAAAUAUUUCUGAUAUGAAUGUCAAAUUUAUCAAUGAUGAAGUUAAUGCAAGGUUACAUCCUAGCACAUCAAAUAAAGAACAGAAAAAGCAUCAUCUAGAAAAUAAAAAACAUAAUUCUGAAAGUGCACCUGCUGCAUCAAGUUAUAACAAUGAUUCUCAUAGUACACCUCAAAGUCUACAAUCCGUAGAAAUGAAUCCUACACGGAUACCUUGUAUGAAAGCAAAGCUUUUACGUAAACAACGAAAACAAAACAAACUAAUGAUACAAGGAAAAACUCAGGAAGAAAUAGAAGCUAUUUUCAAAGAAAAUAAACAAGAAAACCAGGCUAAAAGUUUAGAGCAAAUAUUUGAUGAAGUUUAUAAUGGAACCAACAGAUUAGAGCUGAAACUAGUUAGAACUUCGCCAAUGAGCUCUGGAUAUUUAAGUACCUCGAAACAAUCUUACGAGGUAUAUAAAAAAUAUCAAACAACAAUACAUGGAGUUCUAGCAGAAAAGGUUACAGAGAUGCAAUAUAUGGGAUUUCUUGUGAACUCACCUUUGCAGCCAUGGACACCGGAUGAUGGACCACCAAGUGGAUAUGGUUCUUUUCAUGAACAAUAUUGGUUAGAUAAUGAAUUAAUUGCAGUUGGCGUGAUAGAUAUUUUACCAUCUUGUGUUUCAAGUGUUUACUUUUUUUAUGAUCCGGCUUAUUCUCAUCUCUCACUCGGCACAUUUAGUUCACUUCGAGAAGUUUAUUUAACAAGACAAUUAAAUAAAGUUGCAAAAGAUCUGAAAUAUUACUACAUGGGAUUUUACAUACAUUCAUGUCCUAAAAUGCGAUACAAGGCACGAAUGAGGCCAUCGAAACUAUUAUGUCCUGAAACUUAUGCGUGGUUUGAUAUUGAACCGUGUUUAUUAAAAUUAGAUAAACAAAAAUAUAGCAGACUGAAUGAUGAUAUUGAUGCUAUUAACGAGGAUAAUAUAGUUGAUAUUCGUAAGGUAUUAGUUUUGUAUCAGCAAAUUGCGAUGCCGUAUGAAAUCUAUAAAAAGCAAGCUCAAACCAUCACGCAAGAUGAAGAAGAUGAGAUUAAAGAAUAUACUAGUUUAGUUGGCAUGAAGUGUGCACAGAGAUUGUUGCUUUAUCGCUAUUAAAGUAUGUAAAAAGUUUUAACUUAUUUAUGAAAACAAUCGUAUAUUUUAUCAAAAGACGAAUUGGAAUCUUAUUAUGGAUAUUAGUAAGUGAAAUUAAUAAAAUUAAUAGCUCCAAAUAAAGUAUUUGUGAUGAUAAGUGUAGUAAAUUAAUAAAUUCUUAUCAAAUAAAAGUGAUUUUCAUGCUAUGCAUACGCUCUACAAUAUUUACUUCCUUUUCCUCUUAUUUUGCUGCAAUAUCAAAUAAAAAAUGAAUUACUCUUAUUCUCUGAUGCAAUAAAAACCUAAUUGCAUAAAAAUUGCGAAUUUAGCUAAUGUACAAAGCACUAAGACACUAAAUUGAAUAUAAAUAUUGUACGUUUCGUAUGCAGUCCAAUUUCAUGCAUAAAUACUUUAUUUUUAUGUGUAAAUAUAGUCGUUUCAUUAGAUUGAUAUGAAAUAUUUUUCAUUGAGAUGGCAGAAGUGAAUAAUAAGAAAUAUCGUAUAAAUUUAUUUAAUGACGAAACAUUUAAUAACAAUUCUUAUAUCAUAUAAAAAAUUAAGUUUCACUUGGUAUAUAAAAUUCGUCAGUUCAGUUGACCAAUUUAUAAAAUAUUUACAAUAUUCUUCGGUCCACGAUAAUUUGCUCUAGUUGUUAAACGUUUCAUAAAUAUUGUAAAAUGUAAUUCUAGUUUUUAUAGAUGUGAAAUUGAAAAUACAUCUUAAUACUUGUUUUUGAUCACAUUCGCGUUCACAUUAAGACAUUCAAUAUUAAUAAAAAUGUAAAAGUCAGAAUUUAAUUAGUUUCUGCCGCGCUCCGCAUCCGGUUGGGUUCGAAUUUCAUUCCAGCUUUGGAUAUUUCCACUUCCUCCCAACAGAAAGAUAAUCAUACAAAUUAUGCACACGCCCGAACCAAUCCAGAAUAACGUUUGCCAUCUGUCAAUAGGAUUCUAAAAGAAAAAGGCAAUUGUGUAUAAAAUCAAGAUAAUUCUCUACAGGAUGAAAGCAUUCAUAAAUUAAUAAAAAUAACAUAUUAUAGACAAAUUUAUAUAAGCGUAAGCGUUAACAUAUAUAUGUAGUGUACAUAAAUUUGGAAUACACAUACCCAUACACCUGCACAUCUUUGUUAAGAGUGAUGAAAAUAGCAAAAUGUUAUACUGCAGUAUGGAUGAAUCACCUAGUGAUGCGUCUUAUAGGUACUUUUCGUACUAUAAAUUCGAAAAUAUAGAGACGACUAGUACCUACGAGGCGACAUCACGAGUAUUUGGAUGCAUGUGAGGAUUAGUUUGGCAAAGCCUUCGGUUUGUCUUAUGCAAUUUCCUACACUGUAUAUCUUACUGAUAUUGACACAUUAAUUAAUACUUUAUGCACAUGUAUGACGCGAAAAUUACAGAAUAUGUACUUGGAAUUAUAUGUUACAUAUCUAAUAACAUGUUAAUUAUUUAAACGGUAGAGAAAUGAAUUGCAAAAGUAGGAUAUAAGAAUAAAGCUUGUUUUAGCUAAGAGAAAUCCUAAAUUGAUCAUAGUAAAAGUUUGUGUAUUGUUAGUGUUUCAUUUUGAAUGCAUCGCAGACACGAUUCCUCAGUACUGCCCGUACUAUGAAUUACGUAACAUAGUACACGGUAGGACUGAGGUUUCGAAUAUGCCAAGAGCACACCUCUUGCUCGUCAACAACUCGGCUGUAACAAGAUAUUCAUCGCUCUAUUAUGACGACACACGAGCAAAUAAAAGUUAUGUAAUAUAUACAAAUAAUUCAACAUGGAAUUUCUCACGAAAAUCGUAAACUGCUGCGAAAAAGCGACAAGCAGAUGCAAAGUAAAGUUAGCAAAAAAUACAUACCAAGCCACAGUAAGUGACAUAGAAAGCUACUUACUCCGUAUUUUCCAGCUAUUUCCUCUACCAUAGGAGAAAUAAUCAUGCCAGAAGCGCAACCAACCGUGUUCAUGAUACCGUAUAUAAAGCCGGCGAAAUUCGGUGAUAGAUCUUGAUUGUUGGACAAAUUAGAGAUACUCGCUGCUCCAUUGAAACCUAAUGCCAGCACGAGAAAAACGUUCGCGAGAACUAAGUCACAUCCAACGUAGCCGACUAGAAUAAGGAAGA
Messenger RNA from Bombus pascuorum, 3860 nucleotides. RefSeq names its product arginyl-tRNA--protein transferase 1 (gene Ate1). Gene Ontology annotation, molecular function: arginyl-tRNA--protein transferase activity. The record is from RefSeq and is a predicted model, not a curated record. The coding region runs from base 246 to 1784 and encodes 512 amino acids. NCBI's taxonomy places the organism in Eukaryota, Metazoa, Arthropoda, Insecta, Hymenoptera, Apidae. Gene Ontology annotation, cellular component: cytoplasm. Gene Ontology annotation, biological process: protein arginylation. The transcript is spliced from 8 exons.